Messenger RNA from Oncorhynchus masou masou (cherry salmon), 3536 nucleotides. RefSeq names its product glycine receptor subunit alpha-2-like. The record is from RefSeq and is a predicted model, not a curated record. Lineage: Eukaryota; Metazoa; Chordata; Actinopteri; Salmoniformes; Salmonidae. Gene Ontology annotation, cellular component: neuron projection; plasma membrane; synapse. The transcript has 9 exons. Gene Ontology annotation, molecular function: transmitter-gated monoatomic ion channel activity involved in regulation of postsynaptic membrane potential; glycine binding; excitatory extracellular ligand-gated monoatomic ion channel activity. Bases 448 to 1794 code for a protein of 448 amino acids. Gene Ontology annotation, biological process: signal transduction; nervous system process; chloride transmembrane transport.
CAGCGGACGGUCUUCAACCCAAGGAAAUAUUCUUCUUCAACACCACUGUACUUUAGAGACCAUAGUAUACUUUAGAGACCAUCUGUUUUCACUGAGUUUUUGAAUGAAAGUGAGAACGCCUUCCUGAAGGCUCUAUAUUCCGCGUCUUGUGGAUAUUUCUCACCUCACAACGUCUUUUCCACAGGUUAUUUUUAGGUGGCAAUGACUCAGAAUUGAUGAUUCUUUACACAUUAUCAACAACAAUACCGCACCUGGGAAUCAGUGUUUUUUCAAACUAAGCUAUGAUCCUACGGACUGGAAUGCCUUAUGUGUAUUCUCUGUGUUUCACGAGAACACCCAAUUGCGCUUUGGUCAGAAAGAAAUCGAUAUUGCUGCUUGGAUUGUGUGUUUGACCAACAUUCAUAUAUGGAAGAAAUAAAGAAGUGAAGAAAUCUAAAAUCAAAAGGAAUGAAUUGCCCCUUUAUCAACGUCUUGACUGCUUUAUGUGCAUGUUUAAACAGCAGGGUGGUGGAUGCCAAGGAGCAUGAGUCCAGAUCAGGCUCUACUACUAACUUGUCUCCCUCAGACUUUCUGGACUCAUUAAUGGGUAGAACAUCUGGUUAUGAUGCACGAAUACGUCCAAACUUCAAAGGUCCCCCAGUUAAUGUUACCUGCAACAUAUUUAUCAACAGCUUUGGUUCUAUAGCAGAAACUACAAUGGAUUACAGAGUGAACAUCUUCCUGCGACAGAAGUGGAGAGACCCUCGGUUGGCGUACAGCAAAUACCCAGACUCCUCUCUGGACCUGGAUCCGUCCAUGUUGGAUUCUAUUUGGAAACCUGAUCUGUUCUUCGCCAACGAGAAAGGCGCCAACUUUCAUGAUGUCACCACAGACAACAAGCUCCUGAGGGUCUUCAAAGAUGGGACCGUCCUGUACAGUAUCAGGUUGACUCUCAUUCUAUCUUGCCCAAUGGAUCUGAAGAACUUUCCCAUGGACAUGCAGAUCUGUACCAUGCAACUGGAGAGCUUUGGCUACACCAUGAAUGAUUUGAUCUUUGAGUGGGAGAGCAAGGACAAAAAUCCUGUACAGGUGGCCGCUGGGUUGACCCUCCCCCAGUUCAUCAUGAGAGAUGAGAAGGAGCUUGGCUACUGUACCAAAAGCUACAACACUGGUAAAUUCACCUGCAUUGAGGUGAAGUUCCACUUGGAGAGACAGAUGGGUUACUACCUGAUCCAGAUGUACAUCCCCAGCCUCCUCAUCGUCAUCCUGUCCUGGGUCUCCUUCUGGAUCAACAUGGACGCCGCGCCUGCCAGGGUGGCACUGGGCAUCACCACCGUGCUCACCAUGACAACCCAGAGCUCCGGCUCCCGAGCCUCCCUUCCUAAGGUCUCCUAUGUGAAGGCCAUUGAUAUCUGGAUGGCCGUGUGUCUUCUGUUUGUAUUUGCUGCCCUACUGGAAUACGCUGGGGUUAACUUUGUCUCCAGGCAACAGAAGGAGUUCCUUCGCUUGAGGCGAAGACAGAGGCGGACUCACAGGGAUGACGACAUGAGGGAUGGCUUCAAUUACUCGGGUUACGGCAUGACUCAUUGUCUGAAGGAUGGGUCAGCUGUUAAAAACGCUGACCCAAACCCCGGCCCAGCACCACCUACCUCUAAAGAAAAAGAGGUGAUAAGGAAGAGGUUUGUGGACAGGGCCAAGAGGAUUGACACUGUGUCCCGAGCAGCCUUCCCUAUGGCCUUCCUCCUCUUCAACAUCUUCUAUUGGAUAACAUACAAGGUCAUCAGGCAUGAGGACAUUGGCAUGCAGUCAGGGUAGUCGCUCUGCCCUGCAGGUUUUACCUAUGGAACUCUCAGCUCUCUCUCUCUUUCUCUAUCAUUUCUCUAAAUGAGAAACGCUAGAACAGCACAGUGAGACUAAUGUAUCUUAUGGGACUAUACAUGGAGGAGAGGCACAGGGAUGUUGAUGGUGUUGGUGUUCUUUCAGGGAAAAUAUAUAGGUGUUCAUGCAAAAUCAAAAAGACUAAUGCACAUGUUUAGGAUUAACAAUUGAACAAUUGGUGAGUAACAGAUGUAUGUUUUCAAUGUGUUCCUGUGAGCUAACACAUCCUGGAGAUUAUAAUGGGUUUUUACUCAAGGCACAGAACAAUGAUGUAAAAAGGUGGACCAAAUUUUAUGAGACAAUUCUGACUUUGCAUUUGUACAACCUUGCAAUGGAGCAACAUUCCAUGGAUUUGUAUGUGCAAUAUUCUGGGCCUUAUAGUUAAGGUGUGGUGAAAAAAAAAGUUUAAGAAAAAGGUUGAUUAGAGCAGUUUUAUACAAUUGUACUGCAGUUCCUCACUGUGUCGACAAGCAGCAAUUAUUGUGUUUAUUAGGCAACACACACACACACACACACACACACACACACACACACACACACACACACACACACACACACACACACACACACACACACACACACACACACACACACACACACACACACACACACACACCAUAUAAGGCCUACAUCUGUUUAUAUUACAGAUGCAUUUUCCAGUUCGAUUCGGUUUUACAGUUGGAGUGUACGUUUUGUAAAUUUAACUGUAAUGAAAUGUUUAUUGUAAUGAAGGCAGAUGACAUGUUUCUAAAACAGAGAUUUCUACUUCUAAAGAUUCCUCUGAGGACUGUUGAAUGCAUCCCCUCACUUCCACACUGCAGUGCCCUCUUUGGGCAGUACGUAUUACAGUUGACAUUGUAUACUAUACAGUAUUUCAACUAUGAAGUAGAUCUUUAUAACUAGGGCCCUGUGUUUUUACAUUUACAUUUUACAUUUAAGUCAUUUAGCAGACGCUCUUAUCCGCUCUUAUGGCAAAUCAUGUCACAUGACCUAGAUUUGAACCUUUAUUUAAAGCUUUUUCAACAAACGGUCCCCUUUUCGUUAUAUGUCAGAUGGUCCAGCACAUUCUUUAGACAAUUGCUUUCAUUUUUUUGUGAAAUUCAAAUUUCUGUAAAAGGCUUAAAGAUGAAUUAUGCAGAAAUCACUCUGCCAUUUCCUGGUUACAAAAUUAUUAAUUGUUUGCCUAAUUUCCUAUUAAGUGACAAACAAGCAAGUAUAGUGUUGAGAAUCAUUGUACCAUCUAAACUGCUUUGAAAUAUAUUUUCCAUAACUAAAAAUAUUGUAUUUUCAGCUGUUUGAAGUCAAAAGUAAAAGACAAAAAAAAAAUCAACUUUAAAACGGGAAGCAUAGAAAUAGCGUACAUAGACCAUAUCUACCGCUUCUUAGACUUCCUUUCAAUGAAAAUGACAGAUGUAUAACUCACAUUUCUAUGUGAAGUUUGUCAGGUCGCCCCAAAACAUAUUGCAUCUUUAAAAUAAAAGAUUAAAAUCUAGGUCAUGUGACAUUAUAGCCGAAAACACAGAGCCCUUCUCAUAACACAUAAUAGUAUAGAGCAGUUAUUGGUCCUUGCACUUCUGACAUAAUAUGAGGAAAGUUUUUUCUUGAAUGGUGUUUCUGAAAAAGGUUAUUUACUAAACUGUACAUCAAUAAAGUUGAGUGUGCACCACUCUCCCUCAUCA